Argiope bruennichi is the source of this 2112-nucleotide messenger RNA. Its product is annotated as insulin-like growth factor-binding protein complex acid labile subunit. Bases 330 to 1877 code for a protein of 515 amino acids. Gene Ontology annotation, molecular function: protein binding. The transcript is spliced from 4 exons. The record is from RefSeq and is a predicted model, not a curated record. Gene Ontology annotation, cellular component: extracellular matrix. NCBI's taxonomy places the organism in Eukaryota, Metazoa, Arthropoda, Arachnida, Araneae, Araneidae.
GUAGCUGUACUGUGUGUAUGCGUGCAUGUGGCCCGAAUAAAUAUUGAAGAAUCUUUGUACUUUAUCAUCAGCCGGCUUGGGCGACCAGUUUAUUCAUCCAAAAAAAUUGGUGGUGUUUCGUUUCAUUCAGAUAGUGCAUAUAUAACUGUCGAUAUUCUGAUGAGAAUGCACUACCAAUUAUCUAAAAUCAGGAAAGCGUUGAUUGUUGCUUUGCAAAGGAAUUCCAGGGUUACAUAAUUGGUCUGAGGAAUUUCCGCGAUCGAUUCCUUCUCCGGUAGAGGAUCCUUUCUAACAAAUGUGGUUUUCCCAUUGAAUGUUGCCAGUGAGCAAUGAAGACAGGAUGCUCAUGGAAGAGAGGUGCUGCAUUCGAGGGUGGAGUCUUUGUCUUUCUCGUUUUCUGCUGUGCGACCGUCAACUGCUUCUGUCCCUUCAGAUGUCUGUGUAACGAAGACACCUUGACUGUGUGGUGCGACGGAGCGACUUUAGAUGUAGUCCCCAUCACCCUCAAUCCUAACCUUCAGGAAUUGCACCUAAAUGGCAACAGAAUCAAGAGCAUCAAUCUCUCCUUCAGCGUCUACGAGAACCUCCGGUUCUUGGACAUGUCCCAGAAUCUUCUACAAACCCUGGGACAUAAUAACUUUAUUUGGCAAAAGGACCUGCGCGUCCUCCACCUGAACAGCAACAAGAUUGCUUCUCUCAAAGCCAAAGCAUUCGUUGGACUAUCUGCGUUGAAGAUUCUAAGACUGGAUGGAAAUGCCAUUUCUGAUAUCGACGACGAGACAUUCGAACCAUUGUACAGUUUAGAGACAUUAGAUCUAUCCAGGAAUAGCAUAUCCACCUUAUCGUCUUCUACCUUUUCAGGUCUCAUCAACUUAAAAGAGCUAAUACUUAGAGAUAAUAGAUUAACAAGAAUACCCACGGAGUCUUUCCAGAAUGUCAAGUCCCUCCGUAGUUUAGAUCUGGGCGUGAAUUACAUUUACGUUGUACCCAAGCAGUCUUUCCACUACCUGCGUCACCUCCAAGUACUUAGCUUAGAUGGUUGUGGUAUCCAUAUCAUUGAGAACGGUGCCUUCCUGGGACUGGAAAAUAUCGUGUCUUUGUUUCUGCAGGACAAUGAACUUCAGCACGUGCCUACAGAUGUCUUGUUGGACAUCCCCCAUCUUCAAGAACUUCAUGUAGGUAAAAACAAGAUUCAGAGAUUAGGUCCGAACGAUUUCAAGGGGCUUCGAUCCUUGAAGACCAUCUCUGUCAAUGGCGAAGAUUCUCUGGAGGUGAUCGAAAACGGUACGUUUUCUGACAACCAUCAGCUGGAACGACUCAUUAUCAGCCACAACAAAGUUCUCAGCUACGUGGAAGGCGGAACGUUUCGUGGGUUGGACAACCUGCGAAUUCUUAUCCUCCGAGGCAACCACUUCACUACAUUCACUGAAGAUAUGGUACCCUGGGGGAAACUAGAUGUUUUCGACUUGCGAGAAAACCCUCUCGUGUGCAACUGCACUAUCCUCUGGCUGUGGAAUUUACUGAAGCAGGAGAAUUUCACCUCCUAUGGGGAAGACGUCACUAGAGUCAGGUGUAAAGAUCCACCCCUCGUUAGCGACCAGCUGCUGAUUGACAUCGGUCCGGACGACCUGGAUUGCGAAAAUCGCGCCCUCAAACAGAUCUUGGCGAUCGCCAUUGCGGCAGUGGGAGUCGUGUUGGCUGCCGUCAUCAUGCUCGCAUUUUGGCACCGAUACAAAUACGCGGCCAAACAGAAAAGUAAACUGGGUCAGAGUAAGCGAACACUUUAUCAAUACGGACAGAACUCGGAGAAUUUUUCCCCUAUCCUGUCGCAGAUCGUUCAGCAGCCCUUUAAAAAUCCGGCCAUUGCCGAAUUAUGAUAAUAUUGCCGGGAAGAGAUAUAAAUUCGCUUGUCAUGUUUUCGGGAUUUCGAUCCAUCUCUUUUUCUUUCUGGUAGAUGGUUGUGUCCCGCUUUUUUUUUCUCCUUGGAUGAAGAAUACCGAGUGAAAAUAUAUCUUAUCAAUUAAAACUAAUGUUUCAUUUAUUGUGUUCAAACUUUAUCUUCCCUUGUGAUUCCAUUUCCAUUUAUCUUCAAUAAAAUAUUUGAAAAGGAAA